This is a messenger RNA of Drosophila ananassae, 665 nucleotides long. RefSeq lists its product as uncharacterized. Lineage: Eukaryota; Metazoa; Arthropoda; Insecta; Diptera; Drosophilidae. The record is from RefSeq and is a predicted model, not a curated record. Bases 83 to 349 code for a protein of 88 amino acids. The transcript is spliced from 2 exons.
CUUUUAUCACACGGCAAUAUGGCCACACUACAAUUUUGUAAACAAUAACAUUACCACGAGGAAUCCAAAAAGAUAACAAGCUAUGCAAGUCUCUAAAAAGUCUAAAAAAUCGAAACGCAGCAAAAAAUCGAAGCAAACAAAGGAUUCCGCCGUUUCCAUCAAACUAACAGCGAUGCAUCGAAAGCAGAAAGAAGUCGCCCGCGUGCUCGCUCUGAAACAGGAGAUCCUUUUAAAAUCAGAAGUAUCAUACCUGGAAUAUCAGGAAAUACGAGGGGAGAUUGAGAGACUAAAUGGCUUAAAGGAGUCAUUUACGAGACGAGUGGAAAAAUUAAAACAACAAGACAAGUAGCUUUUAAAGAUUUAUGUACCAUUCUAAGUUCGAAAUAAGAGAAAAGCUCACAUUAUACGUAUUUUAUGGCUUGUAAAAAAAAAAUAACAAAGUAGUUCUUUGGUAUUUAAUAACAAAAAAGAGGUUGUUUCAUCUAUAAUCCCUGUACCACGGAAAACGCUCCAAGUCGCGUGCAACCAAUGUCCCUUCUAUUCUCCAGGCGCUUGAUAUUCUUCACACGCUUUGGGAUCACGUAGAAUUAGUUGUUCAUGAUGAACAUCGUCUAGUUUCCAUGUAAAGAUACGUUGAAACCAGUAAAGACUCCAAUCAAAGAUAA